AUGGGUUCUGUGUCCCAACCCGACGACAACACUUCACGCUCAUCGCACGGCACUCGCAGGCGUGAAAUGGCGCCCAGCAUCGAAUCGUCCCUAGAGACACAGGGCCUCGCAAACGAGCAGACGGAGCUCUUGAACCUCAUCGACAAGCUGCAGUUUGCACAACUUGACAAUGUCAAGCUGCCGCAAAUUGUUGUAGUCGGCGACCAGUCGGCCGGCAAGAGCUCAGUCUUGGAGGCGCUGUCUGGCACACCCUUUCCACGAGAUGCUGGGGCCUGCACAAGAUUUGCCACCGAAAUCAGGCUUCGCAGAGCAAAAGAAACGAAACUCAAGGUGUCCAUCAUUCCCGACAAGACGCGCCCCUACAAUGAACAGACCAAGCUCCUCCAAUAUGGCGGUGACGUCACGGGCGACAUGCCCUUUGAGAUGCUGAUGCGCGAAGCAACAGAGCUCAUCGCGCCAAAGAAUAUUCCUGGCCGGUUCGCAGCUAGAGAUAUUCUCGUUGUCGAAAAGACGGGCCCCGAUAUGCCCCUUCUCACACUCGUCGACUUGCCUGGCCUGGUUCGUGUGGCCAACCGCGACCAGUCCGAGGCCGAUAUCGCGACCAUUGAGCAUCUCUCCGAUCGUUACAUGAAGAGCCCCCGAACAAUUAUUCUUGCUGUGAUUGGCGGCAACAAUGACUAUGUGCAGGCACCAAUCUUGACCAAGGCUCGCCAAUUAGAUCCUAAAGGAUCUAGAACCAUUGGUGUGUUGACCAAGCCCGACAUGACUGAGGGCAUCGGCCUGGAAGACAAAUUUGUGGAACUUGUCUUGAAUAAAGAUGAUGAGAACCACUUCAAGCUGGGCUGGUUUGUGUUGCUGAACCCCGGCCCAAACGAGCAGUGGACCACGGCCGCAGACCGCAACCGUCGCGAGGCCGAGUUCUUUACCCGUGGCAAAUGGGCAAGCCUACCACCAGAGAUGUGGGGUGUAGCUUCAUUGCGACAAAAGCUCAGCAGCCAGCUGCAGCGCCACAUUGGUAAGCACGUCAAGAGCCUCCGCCAGCAGAUUCAGAAGGCCCUGGAUCGCUGCGAUGGCCAGCUCAAGGAACUGGGCGAAGGCAAGGACACUGUGGAGCAAAUGAAAGCUGAGAUGCACGGGCUGUUUGCUGCCUCCAACAAUUUAAUCACACCUGCCGUCAAUGGCAUCUACAAGAACCAAACUGGCGAUCAAUUCUAUGCCCGCCAAUCGAGCCCCAAAGGCACGCCGUCGCAAAAUCUCCGUGCCCGCGUCUGCGAAGAAAACGAACGAUUUUCGCGCUUGUUCCGCCAGCAUGGCCACAAAAUCAACUUUGCCGAGGGCGACCAGAGCAAGAAGGCCUAUGCGCAUGAAAAAGUCGAGCCUCUUUUGCGCCAGAUUCGCGGUAACGAGCUGCCUCUCGACUCCAACCCCCGAGCCCCGUACAUUCUGUUCCAAGACUACUCCAGUAAGUGGCCCGAACUGGCGCAAGAGUACAAGGACAACCUCAGUGUUAUCUGCAACGAGUUCCUCGUUCACGUCAUCAGCCACAUCUGGCCAAUGCGCAUGCGUGACCCGCUACGCUACUACUUCUUGGAGGCCAAGAUGCGCGAGGUCAUGGAGAGUGCCGGCAAGGAGCUGAACAAUCUCAAGGCGGACAUGGAGCUCGAGAUUCAGCCCUAUGACCCCGAAUAUGAGGUGCGUCUGCGCAAGUGGCGCGCCGAGGCGACUCAAAACGGUGGCACCUACACCGAAGCAGAAGAGGUGCUGGAAAAGAUGCUCAUCUACUACGACCUGACGGCGCGCAUAUUCAUCCGCAACGUCACCACGCAGGUGGGCGAGCGCCACCUGCUGCAGGGAAUGCUGUGUCUUUUCAACUCGGUUGAGAUUUACGACAUGCCCAAUUCGACCAUUGAGUCCAUUGCUGCGGAGAAUAAGGAGACGCGCGAUCGCCGCAUGACGCUCAAGGCACAGAAGAAGGCUAUUGAGGAAGCGCGGAGCAUUUGCGCUAGCCUGGCUAUGCGCAGUGACCUGCGAGCCUACGCGGACGAACAGGAAGACGACAUUGACACGGACAGUGACAGUCCACCAAGACAAAGCACCAUCAAUCGGCAGUCUACCGCCUCGCAAGCUACUCAGCAGCGCCGGUCACCCGAGCCAAGCCGGCCGAGCUACCAGGAAGAGCGUCCUCGUGCAAGUGUAGACCCGCGCAAAGCUCAGCAGCCGCCCCAACCCUCUGCACCGAUUGCGCAAGCCUCUCCUGUCGUGCCCAACGUCCACUACAACGACCAGCCUCGCGAGCGCGAGCGCGAGCGGGAUUCGUCCUACUACUAUGCCCCGGCAUCGUCGACGCAGCAGCAGCAGCAGCAGCAGCAGCAGCCACAUCAUGCGCCGCCUCCACCGCCCCGUCCGCAAAAGGUUGGCUACGAGGAUUUGAGCGGCUAUUAUGAUGCCUCUCAUAACACGCAGAAUGGAUCUAGAGGGAGCAAGGAAGGGACACGUCAUCGCCUUGCGGCGGUGAUGCGUGGCCAGUAA
Messenger RNA from Beauveria bassiana ARSEF 2860, 2529 nucleotides. RefSeq names its product dynamin family protein. The coding region runs from base 1 to 2529 and encodes 842 amino acids. Gene Ontology annotation, molecular function: GTP binding; GTPase activity; microtubule binding. Lineage: Eukaryota; Fungi; Ascomycota; Sordariomycetes; Hypocreales; Cordycipitaceae. The record is from RefSeq and is a predicted model, not a curated record. The transcript has a single exon. Gene Ontology annotation, cellular component: membrane; cytoplasm; microtubule.